AUGCUCCGGAAUCUCAUCCUCUGGCCCUGGAGCUGCUGCUGCUGCUGCUGCUUUUGCUUUUGGGGCUGAGUUUAAUAAGCGAGCGAGCGAGCGAGCAAGCGAACGCGGGGGGAAAAAGGCAGAGAAUGUCCGCCAUCUACCCUCCGCUCCUGGGCGCGCUCUCAUUCAUAGCAGCCUCUUCAUGAAUUACAGCUGAGGGGGGCGGGGGAGGGGGGGUACCACACAACACCCCAGCAAACCUCCGGGCCCCCAGGCAUGGCUAGCUCGUGUGCCGUGCAGGUGAAGCUGGAGCUGGGGCACCGCGCCCAGGUGAGGAAAAAACCCACCGUGGAAGGCUUCACCCACGACUGGAUGGUGUUCGUGCGCGGGCCGGAGCACAGUAACAUACAGCACUUUGUGGAGAAAGUCGUCUUCCACUUGCACGAAAGCUUUCCUAGGCCAAAAAGAGUGUGCAAAGAUCCACCUUACAAAGUAGAAGAAUCUGGGUAUGCUGGUUUCAUUUUGCCAAUUGAGGUUUAUUUUAAAAACAAGGAAGAACCUAAGAAGGUUCGUUUUGAUUAUGACUUAUUCCUGCAUCUUGAAGGCCAUCCACCAGUGAAUCACCUCCGCUGUGAAAAGCUUACCUUCAACAACCCCACAGAGGAGUUCAGAAGAAAGUUGCUGAAGGCAGGAGGGGACCCCAACAGGAGUAUCCAUCCCAGCGGCAGCAGCAGCAGCAGCAGUUGUAGCAGCAGCAGCAGCAGCAGUAGCAGCAGCAGCAGCAGCAGCAGCAGUAGCAGCAGCAGCAGCAGCAGCAGCAGCAGCAGUAGCAGCAGCAGCAGUUUUUCCAAGCCUCACAAAUUAACGAAGGAGCACAAGGAAAAACCUUCUAAAGACUCCAGAGAACAUAAAAGUGCCUUCAAAGAACCUUCCAGGGAUCACAACAAAUCUUCCAAAGAAUCCUCUAAGAAACCCAAAGAAAAUAAACCACUGAAAGAAGAAAAAAUCGUUCCUAAGAUGGCCUUCAAGGAACCGAAACCCAUGUCGAAAGAGCCAAAACCAGAUAGUAACUUACUCACGAUCACCAGUGGACAGCAAGAUAAGAAGGCUGCUAGUAAAAGACCCCCCAUUUCAGAUUCCGAAGAACUCUCAGCCAAAAAAAGGAAAAAGAGUAGCUCAGAGGCUUUAUUUAAAAGUUUUUCUAACGCGCCACCGCUGAUACUCACUUGUUCUGCUGAUAAAAAACAGAUAAAAGAUAAAUCUCAUGGCAAGAUGGGAAAGGUCAAAAUUGAAAGUGAGACGUCAGAGAAGAAGAAAUCAACUUUACCGCCAUUUGAUGAUAUUGUGGAUCCCAAUGAUUCCGACGUGGAGGAGAAUAUGUCCUCUAAAUCUGAUUCUGAACAACCCAGUCCUGCCAGUUCCAGCUCCAGCUCCAGCUCCAGCUUCACACCGUCCCAGACCAGGCAACAAGGUCCUUUAAGGUCUAUAAUGAAAGAUCUGCAUUCUGAUGACAAUGAGGAAGAAUCAGAUGAGGCAGAGGAUAAUGACAAUGACUCCGAAAUGGAGAGACCUGUAAAUAGAGGAGGCAGCCGAAGUCGCAGAGUUAGCUUAAGUGAUGGCAGUGAUAGUGAAAGCAGUUCUGCUUCCUCACCCCUACAUCACGAACCGCCACCACCCUUAUUAAAAACCAACAACAACCAGAUUCUUGAAGUGAAAAGUCCAAUAAAGCAAAGCAAAUCAGAUAAGCAAAUAAAGAAUGGUGAAUGUGACAAGGCAUACCUAGAUGAACUGGUAGAGCUUCACAGAAGGUUGAUGACGCUGAGGGAAAGACACAUUCUUCAGCAGAUUGUGAACCUUAUAGAAGAAACUGGACACUUUCAUAUCACAAACACAACAUUUGAUUUUGACCUUUGCUCGCUGGACAAAACCACAGUCCGUAAACUACAGAGUUACCUGGAAACAUCUGGAACAUCCUGAGGCUACAACAACUGGAUGCAUCAAAAACUCUGGUUUUUUUUUUGUUUUUUUUUUGGUUGUGAUUUUUUUUCUUGUUUGUUUAUAUGGAAACACUCAGAAUGAUGCAACCAAAAGGGAAAAAAUAAAAAGCAAACAACCUUCAGCUUUAUUUUUCUUUAAAGCCAGUCAUCAUCUCUUGAUAAAGGAGAGGUUAAGCAAACCAGCCUCAGCGGACCACUCUUCUCUCCAAGAAAAUCCCCGGGAAGAGUUAGCCUGGAUAGCCUUGAAAACAAACAGAUCAAAUACAACACGAGAAAACUUAAAGAAUGUGUAUGGUAUCAUGUAUCUCUCUCUGUGGUGGUUCAUUCCACAGGACGAAUGCAUAUUCAACACACUGCCUUAUUACAUAACUGAUCUAUUUAUUAUCGCAUACAGAUAUUCUAGAGUCGUUGAGGGAAUGACACCACAAGACAUUCUAAGUACUCGGUCCCGUGGAUGCUCUUUCAAUGCAGCGCCCUUGCCAUCCCAAGCCCAGUGACCUUACUCGUAUACCGUGCCACUCUCCACCAACUUUUUCCAAGUCCCUUAACUCGUUGCAGUCUGUAUUUUCCACCUUGUUUUUCCAGUCCCAGGACACAAAUGAUCAACUGGGGGGACCAAAUAGCCACCUUGAUUUUCUUCUUUGUGGUCUUUUUCCUGAAAGUUGGGGCCCAGUCCUUGGCUGUACCCAUAUAAUGAUCUUGGACCAUGGUUAGAAAAUGCACCAAAUAGGAUCAUACGAAUUGCUGUCUAGCCUUAGUCAAUAAACCUGUAGGACUUUUAAACAAACGUGUACCUGUAAACGUCCUGCAUCCAGCAUUGUUGAGAUGUCAUCAACAUCCUUGUGUCUGUUUUACUGUUACGGUAUUAGGUAAAUAUGGAAGUGAAUGCAUUCCACAGGAUCAUAAUUUUUAAAAGAGGAAUUCUGGUUCUGUUUUCUAAAGAAAUGUUGUAGAAAUUCUUAAUUUGGUUCUAUUUAUUAGUAAGAGUUUCAGCUUUCUUCGGCUGCCAGUGUGUUACCCAUCUUUACCAUAAAACCUGGAAGAAGAGAUUUUUGUUUGUUCACAUAUGAUCCUCUUAGACUCUUUUAUAUUUGAAAAAUUAAAAUCUUUCUUUGGGGGAAAAUUCUUGGUUAUUCUGCCAUAACAGAUUAUGUAUUAACUUGUAGAUUCAGCGGUUCGAUACCUGUUUAGUCACUUGCUUAUGUUUCCAGAAGGAUUUCUUGUAUUGGUGAAUAUAAAGAUGGUUGGGGAGGGGGGGAUAUUUUUGUUCUUGAUGUACCCUGUUUUGAAACUAGAAAUCUGUCCUGUGGCAUGCAAAAGAAAGCAAAUUAUUUUUAAAAGAAAAAAAAAAACCAAACCAAAGUACUUUUGGUGUCAUUAUUCCAUUCUCUCCAUAAGUGGAGAAUGCAAAAUGAGAACAGUUCAUCUUCCAAGUUUUUGCUAGGAAUUCAACCGAAAAGAAAAGAAACGAAGAAAUACUUCUGGAUCCAAAGGUUCGUUCACUGGAUCAGCCUUAAGAAAGUCUCUAUGUGUGCUCAUGGACCAGUAUCUCCCUUGUUUAUUCCCAUGCCAGAUGCUGUCUUUUCAUACAGAGAUUAACUAGUGUCUGUACAGAAAAUGGUCUUUCCAGACCCAUUCUUUUGGGCAGGAAUGUAAAUGCAGAUUGAUAAUGGAGUUAUUUCUGCAUUUCAACAAGGGGAUUUUUUUUUUUUUACAUUGUUUCUUUCUAUCCAGAGACACUAUCUUUUCCUUUAAAAAAAUUAUAAUACAGCCAUGCUCCUUGUAAAUUACUUUUCAGAAGCAUCCCAUUGAGGACAAGUGUACUUUUUCAAUAAUGUUAUGACUCUUGAUGAUUGGCAUGACCGACCUUGAAGCAUUUGUUUUGUAGUCCACUUCUCAAUGUUUAAUUACAGAGAAACUUUCUGAGUCAUUUUGGACAUUAGGUGACUGAUGAAUUGAGUGGUUUUAGUUGUGUUUUGUUUCUUUUUUUAACUUUACAGGUGAAAGGGGUGGGCAAUGCUUAUAUGGAAUUUUUUGCAACAUUUAAAAAUCUUUAAAAAUUUCUAAAUGCUAAUCCACAUAUUCUAAUUAAGCCAGAAAUGUAUGUGGUUUAACUAAAAUAUCUAUAUAGCUUAACUAGAAAUGUAUAUAUGUAGUUUGGGCCAUUUUUAUUUUUGUAUCUAAAUUGUGUGGCCAAAACCAUGAUUUGGCAAUGUAAAGAUUUUUUUGUUCCCUAGGUUACUAACCAAGAAACUGGUUAACAUAAGUAACCAGACAAAAAGGAUAGCAAGAAGGGAAGCUAUUACAGUGAUAAACUUUAAACCUAAAAUUUAGGUAAUAAAGUAAAUGUCUUCAGAAUAUCACCUGUAAAUUAAUAAAAUUCAGGAAACUUGCCCUUCUGUUAUUCAUAGAGACAGCAAAAUGAAUUUUCCAUGAAAUUCCAAUAGAAUAAGAGUCAUGCUGUUGAGUUUUUAGAAGUUGAACUCUUGCUCUCGUCUAAUUUUUAAAUGCAGAAAUAAUAAAUCCCCUUUCCAUUAAAUUCAAAUAGUUAUACUUAAAGUAACCCACUCAGUUCUGCCACGUUUAUAUACACUCACCUUUAAAACCUGUUAAAAGAUUUUUGGCAUGCGUGGAUUCUAACGGUGGCUUUGGUUUUUUUAAGCACAAAGGGAAAAUGGCAGGGUUUAAUUUUUUGGUCUAAAUAAAAUUAAUUGGGUGAGUGUGACUAUGGUUUAAGCCAGCCAGAGUAUGAUAAACUUUCUUUAAAUUUUCCCCCAGUAAUUUGAGGGGAAGGAAACAUGUACAGAACUUUUUUCCCCCCUUAUCAAUUACCUUUUGCCCCUGGUUUCGCAGCAGGAUAUGUAUGAGAGGGGGUGCUUCUAUCUUAGCAUAUAGCAGACGUGUUAGCAACAAAAAUGCUUGCAGCUAUUUUGUUUCUUCACCAUAAUCCACCUCUCUCUCUCUAUGCAGACAAAUAGAGAUGUCUAUAUAUGCUUGCAUAUUGUGUCAAAGUUGGGGAGAACAUAAAAACUUAAGAUUAGGAAACAAAAACUGUAGAGGAAAAAAGUCCUAGGAGAGUGUCCUAAACAUUUUAAAAUUGCGAAGCAAAUCUCUCUAAUCUGAAUAAUUACCCACAUUUUGUGGAAAGAGCCAAUAAAUUUGGUUCUCUUGCACUAAAAACUUUCUUCCACCAAAAAUGUUUCUCCUGAUAACUUUUACAGACCUAGCUACUCUUUAAAAUAGACAGUUUAGGCGUGCGUAACAUCCCACGUACUGUUUCAAGCCCCGCACAUGUUAACAAGUUGACAUAUUGUUUAAGAGAGACUUUAUUCGUAAAUGUUUUAACUCUCCCCAGGUGACAGAGUUGGAUGUUCAGUGUUGGAAGUGGUCAGUGCUGGUGUUGGGUGGUGUGUGUUCAUUUUUCUCACUGUGGAGGUGACCAGCUCUGGACUAGUUUGCUGCAUGCUCGUUACUUUCCACCCUUAGCAUUUUUGUGUACUAAUGCUUUGUACUCCAUAUGUACACACAUCUUAUCGUCUUGCUUUGGACUGUUGCUCUAAAGCUAUGAGUAUAAUGACUACUACAGCUGACAUGAAUGCUGAGGAGUCGAUUCCCAUGAUUUAGUCUAGUCGGGCUGGAAGUCUACAUCUUUUGACCUCUUUUGUUUUAUAUGAUGCCUUUUUAUCACGUAGGCACCGCCGUCCCCAAAUAUCCCUUGUAAAGAUGCAUUGAAGAAGUCAAAGGAAGACAAAGCCACGUCUGUCUGUAAACUGUAAAUAUGUAUUUUGGCGCUUGUACUCCAGUAUUCUGAAAAUAGAGUUAUGAUGGAAAUGCUGACAGAUCCUUAACGGUGGCCAGAGCUACCAUGCAGUGCAAAAAUAAAUUAAGUAAAUUGUAUUCUUGAGAUUAACAGCGCAAGGCCAGUACGUUUUAUAAAUCUGUCAGUAUCUUUUUUUUUAAUGGAGUGUGUAUGUGUAGUUAUGUUGAAAGAUACACUGUGUAUGUGUGUGUAGAUGCUAUUAUGUGAACUACAAGGCAUUCGUCAGAUGUAUUUCCCAUCUCUAAAACCCAUGUUGAAAUGUAAGUACAGAUGGACAGAAAUAGGUGUUUCACUUAAAUUCAUAUCGAAUCUGUUGUGGCUCCGUUUUCUUAACAAUUCAGUAAGACUGUACGUUGUAAAGAGUCAUUCGACCAAAGUUUGGUUUCCCUUUGCAUACAGGAAAGAUGAGCCCCCAGCCUUUCUCAAGAAGUGAUGCUGGUCUUAAGGAAGAAAGAAUGGCGAGAUCAGAACCAGCUGAGAGCACAGUUCGUGCCCCAUUCAUCUGUGAGUCCCUAGGGUCUAGCACCACUUUCUGUGUCCUAAAACCAGUACAUUCUUUAAGCUCUGCAGAGACUGGACAAGAAAUGGUAGGGUACAUUCUUGGAAUAAACCAGGUUACUUGUGCAUGGUGUUUUUUUUUCUUUUUCCCCCUAUUUCUCCCAGAGGUUUUGUUCAUAAUCUAAACAAAGGCCUUGCAUUUACUCUAAUGACAAGAAAUGCUACCUUGAUUGGACAGGAAGGAGAAAAACUACAUCAACAAAGAGAAUAGAAUACUUUCAGUUUGGCAAGGAACCAAGGAAUUGGAUGUAACGCUCUAUGUAAUGCUCUUUAAGAGUAAAGAGACAUUAGAUUUGAGAAACUCACCUUAUCUUCAGGCAACAAGCCAUGAGGGGAUGAUAGUGGACUGCCUGGUAUCUUAUCAACUAGCAACUGAUUUUAGGUGUGGAAACAUCAGUCCCAGAUGGGCUUGGCUGACAGUUAAGCUUUUGAAUGACCAGGCUUGAAUUGGACUAAUCUCUUCCCUUGUUUCAGCAUAGAUAUUCAUUUGUUUAUUUUAAAAUAAUGGCCUGGAAUUUUCUGCAGCAUGGAGAAAGUCAGGGUGGGCAUCCUGGGCCUGCUGAAGACAACUCAGGUUGUCAACUCCAAGUGCUCUCACACGGGAAGAGCACUGAGCCCCAGUUCCCCCCAGUACAUUUGUUUCACCGUCUCUCAGAAUUAUGGUCCCACUUGGAUACGCAAGGGGUCCUGGAGAGAGAUGGCAGCUCAACUGAGGCCUGACGCCAAGACCUCUCUGCUUGGGAAUUUGGGGAUAUAGUGUCCAAAACUAAUGAGCUGACUAGUGGAGUAGCUACAGGUAUUUUAUGGGUCUCCUUGCCUGGAAUACCACCCAAAUAGAGAAGCCUGAGCACACUUCAAGGCUUCUGCUUUCUCUGCCUGCUAAUAGUAUCCACACCUUCCUGUUUAUGUGGCCCCUUCCCUUUAGGGCCAUUUCCAGUCUUUUCCAGAGGUUGUUAACUUGCCCUGGGCUGUCAGCUUGGCCUCUUGGUCUUAAUUUCCCCUUAAUUAGAGAAGGGUGACCAAUGUGGUUCCCACGCGGUAGGGAGAGACGUACGUGGCACAAACGGAAAAACACUCCAGUAAUUAUAACUGGGCCCUAUAGCUGUCAAAUAACAGCAAAAAUAAUCUACCACCUGAAUGGGAAGGCUCCUUGAGUCCACGUUGAUGAUAACGCAGGGCGCUGGGCCGUCAGCACGGAAUAGGUGGCCACAGGGACUGGGGAGAUGGUGGUGAGUAAAGGCAAAGCAAUUUGCUCCUUUUCCCUUGUAAUCAUGUCUUCCAGCACAUGCGGGCCUCCACUGCAGGGCUCUGAAGUUUCAAAAGGGUAGAAAAGGAUAAAUCCAGGCCAUUAAAAGAAAAUAAUCAAAGCUAUUGAAAAGAUAAAACAAAUGAGUCGCACUAAAAGGGCCGUCUGUGCAAGUAAUAAGGUUGAAAUACUGAUACUGAUUUCCUAGCCGAACAGCAUUCCUCACACAUGUGGUUUGUGUAUCCGCGUCUGGGUGGGUGGUCUGGUGAGAAGUGCUAAAUGCAGCAAGAUGGCUUAGUUUUUGAGCAGUGGAGGGAAGCUUUGGGACAGGCUCAGCCCGUGGCAUCUAUAGCCCCUGCAACAUAAAGAGGCUUUCCUUUUGCUUUGUUCAAGGAGGGAAAGUUUUAACUUGGCUUAUUCAUUUCAAUAUGAGUCUCUGUUCUGCCCAGAAUCAAAGGGUAGGAGGUUUU
This is a messenger RNA of Delphinapterus leucas (beluga whale), 8070 nucleotides long. It is a transcript of the gene MLLT3, whose product is annotated as MLLT3 super elongation complex subunit. Gene Ontology annotation, biological process: positive regulation of DNA-templated transcription. Gene Ontology annotation, molecular function: chromatin binding. NCBI's taxonomy places the organism in Eukaryota, Metazoa, Chordata, Mammalia, Artiodactyla, Monodontidae. The record is from RefSeq and is a predicted model, not a curated record. Gene Ontology annotation, cellular component: transcription elongation factor complex.